AUGCCAGGUCUUCGGAGACUUUCCAGCGUAGGGGAGACCCUCCCUCGGCGCAGCAGGGAGAAGAUGAACAGAGCUCCUGUCGACGAUGCCUUCUCGGACACAGAAUCCGAAUCUGACGUCGCGAGCCAACUGAGUGCCCAGGCUGGUGUGAAGCGCUUAGAGGCGACCGCGGCUUUAUGGUCGAAGUGGUCUCUCGUUUUUGCAUAUGGCGGUCUGUAUAUGAUGGCAUAUGCCACUUCGCUGGAGGGACAAGUGACCACCAACUUGACCGUGUUCGCCACUAGCUCGUUCAAGGCACACGCGCUUAUCUCGACGGUCUCGGUGAUCCAAGGAGUCUAUAGCANNAUUGUCAAACCGCCUAUGGCAAAAGUGGCAGAUGUCUGGGGACGCUUUGAAGCCUUUACCUUCAGCGUAUUCUUGUUCACCCUUGGAUACAUCCAGCAAGCCGCGGCAAAUAACGUCAAGACAUAUGCAGCAGCCCAAAUUUUCUACUCAGCAGGCGCCACUGGACUUCAGAUUCUCCAACAGAUCUUCAUUGCAGACACGAGCGACUUGUUGAACAGAGCUAUUGUAUCGACGAUCCCAGAUAUUCCAUACCUUCUGAACGUCUGGAUCGGACCUCCAAUCGCAAAUUCGAUACUCAAGAAUCUGACCUGGAGAUGGGGAUACGGUAUCUGGGCUAUUGUUCUGCCUGUUGCCUACCUACCACUCGCUCUUGCUCUAUCACUAAACCAAAGAAAGGCUUCGAAGAUGGGAAUCUUACCACCAUCACCUUUCGUCGGCAAGGACUGGUUGUAUACUCUUAAAAGUCUGUGGUUCGAGAUGGAUAUCUUCGGACUUCUGCUUCUUCUCGUUGGCGUUGCUCUACUGCUGAUCCNNCCCCUCACAUUGGNNGGAGCCAGUGCGCCAGGGGAGUGGAGCAAUGGAAGCAUCAUUGCAAUGCUAGUCUGUGGUCUGGUCUGCCUCUGUCUCUUCCCUCUUUGGGAGCGCAGUUCACGUCUGGCACCCCGAGCAUUCUUUCCUCCUCAUCUUNUCCAAAGCACGACCGUCAUUGCAGGUGUGCUCAUUGCAUUCUUCUACUUCAGUAAGUUUGACGCUGUUCGUGAGAGACGAUUGAAACUAACAGCAUGCANNGUGGUGUACUACCUUUCCGUGCAGCCAUAUUUCUACUCCUAUCUUCUGGUCGUGCAGGGCAAAUCUGUCUCAGCUGCUGGCCACAUUACCCAAACAUUCACCUUCACAGCGACUGUCACUUCCAUCUUGACUUCCAUCAUCAUCAAGUAUACCAAGCACUACAAGUAUUUUGUCACGGCUGGUUCUUGUAUAUAUCUCCUCGGCGUCAUCAUGAUGCUCCGAUAUCGUACAGAGGGCGUGUCAGACGCAUUCCUCAUCGGCUGUCAAGUCUGUGUCGGCAUCGGCGGAGGCAUGUUGCAUGUACCUGCUCAGCUUGGUGUUCAAGCGUCUGUUGGACAUGGCGAAGUUGGUGCUGUGACAGCUGCUUUCCUCACCAUUCUUGAGAUUGGCGGUGCCGUUGGAUCAGCAAUCUCGGGUGCUAUCUGGUCAGCGAACGUGCCUGUCAAGCUCGCCCAGUACCUACCGGAGGAAACACGCGACCAGGCCAAGGAGAUUUUUGGCAGCGUGAAAGUCGCAUCUACCGAAUACGCGAUGGGCACACCAACACGAAUCGCUAUCAACCGCGCCUACCAAGAGACUAUGACCAAGAUCCUUACUGUCGCCGUGCUCGUCUGCAUCCCUCUGAUCCCGCUCUCGCUCAUGAUGAAGAACUACAAACUGGACGAGAUGAAUCAGCAGGUGAAGGGUACUGUUAUUGGUAACACAAACGAACCUAGCAGUCCCUCANGAAAGGGAACCUUUGCUGCCUCGUCUUCAGGUCAUCGUCGUUAUGAUAGUGAAGACGAUAUUGACUACGAUUACGACCGCACAAUCAGAAGCGUGGCCAGUAACAACGGUCUAAGGACAUGGAAGUCAAAUGCAAGCAUGCAUCUGAAUGAUGACUAA
Messenger RNA from Aureobasidium musti, 2019 nucleotides. The record is from the annotation of a GenBank genome assembly. NCBI's taxonomy places the organism in Eukaryota, Fungi, Ascomycota, Dothideomycetes, Dothideales, Saccotheciaceae.